GAUGAGAAAUAAACUGAAUGAACAACAAAGUAGCAAACUGAAGAAUCACAAGGAUAUGUUGAAGCAGCGAAAAGAUGAAAUUUCUAAAAUGGACAACAGAAUAUUGGAGUUGCAACAAAGACUGAAAAAGAAACGUGCCCAGCAGGCUGAACAACAGAAAAAACUGGCCAAUCAGCAGUCAGAUAACAAAUCGGGGAAUAAACCGACGCGGAACAAUGUGGCAGCUGUGGAACCUUACGUACAAAUUGUGCCAAAAGAUCAAUUAAAUGGAAAUGUAGAUCCAACUUUCCAUAAAGCAGAUCCUAAAUAUCAGUCGUUACCUGUGAGUUCAAAGUUUGUGAUGAAUUCUUCUGAUGAUACCUCCAAAAAACAGCUUAAAUCUGUUGAAAAUGUGCCUGAGCCUAAUAAUAAUACAGUGAUGAAGGGACCAGAGGAACUCAAGUCUAAAACCUUAACAGCAAAAGUUGAUCCAUCAAAAAGUGUGCCAAAAGAAAAUGGGUAUGCCCCAUCUGAACAUGUUCAUAAGGAGACAAGGCAAACGCCAUCACAACCCCAGUAUUCAACGUCAGGGCAGCAACAAGGUAAACACCCUCCGCCACCAAUCCCUGCUCGUGCAGGUACAACAAAUUUGACUUAUCUUACGGCAAGGCCGUUUGGGUCAACGUACAGUACCUCUGUGCUAAACAGGGGUCCAAGUGACCAACAGGGGGGUCCUACAAUCACAAUAGCGGAGGACAUACGUACUGGGGGCAGUGGACAAAGUUCACCUGCAUCAAGUGACAGUUCUCAAAAAGAAAACAGUGCUUACCCCUCUGACCAUCAAUCCACAAACCGUUCGGAGAAACAGACUCCUUUGCUUAAUGGGACAAACGGUUCUAAUACUAAUAACGGUGCUUCUACACGUCAUGGAGGGCCAAACAAACACCCGCCCCCCUACCCGGGGGGCUCUGUACCCCCAAAUAAACAACAAGGGGCACCUCCUCCCUACCCCCAUUCACAGCAAAAUGCACGUUCCUAUGAUCAAACAGAUUCCAUGAAGGACACCAACAGUAAUAAUGGGUCUGAUUCUUCUCUCAACAGUGAUUCAGGGAGCAGUUCUAAACAGCAGCCUAAAUACAAAUACGCCUCUAAAAAUGUGAUAGCCAACACAUACAUGGGUAAGCUGGGCCCUGAGGCCCUGAAAAAGUACCAGCAAAACAUCAACAUGAUGUAUACAAAUAUAUCCAAGAAAGAUGGUGCAAAAACAAAUAAGUCCAGUGAGGACAAAUCUCACACAAACACGAAUCAAAAACCACCAAACAGUGCUAACUCAUUAUCACCACCGUCAAGUUCAGCCUCCCAGUCACUGUCACCACCAGUGAGUUCCCCAAAGGGAGGUAAGCCUAGUUCACCUCCAACCUCUCCACAAUAUACAGACAUUGCUUCUGAUAAGGUCAGUCACAAUCGGCAUACACAUAAACAUGUAAACCUUCGCCGACGGCACUCUGACAGUGACAAUGAAGACAUCACAAAAUUACUUCACAAGUAUGUGGACCGCUACAAGAACCAGUCGGGGUACACAUCCCAGGAGACCGGGGAGGGACGUCACAUUGGAGGGUAUGACACUCAGGCCACGUCCUUCCAAGACCAAGUCCCUGAGGACGUCCCUGUAGAUGGAAUGGGUAACCUCAUUGACCUAUCAGACAAGGGCAAGCCAGCGGACGGCUCAGAUGGAAGUAAAACAUCUAGUCCUGCCAGUCUUCAGAUUGUCACAUCUGACCAACCAGUAAAGAAAAAGACAAACCUGAAAAACCGUAAUGCUAAAAAGUCAGGGAAUCGUGUGAGCUUUGAUCCUCUGGCCCUGCUGCUGGACUCCUCACUGGAGGGAGAACUGGAACUGGUCAAGCGCUGCGCCUCUCAGGUCCAUGAUGUGAGUGAGCCCAAUGAUGAGGGAAUCACGGCUCUACACAACGCCAUCUGUGCUGGACACUAUGAGAUCGUUAAAUUCCUUGUGGAGUUUGGCUGUGAUGUAAACUCACCUGACAGUGAUGGCUGGACUCCUCUUCAUUGUGCAGCCUCCUGUAACAACCUACCCAUGGUGAAGUUCUUGGUGGAGCAUGGUGCCUGUAUCUUCGCCACCACCAUCAGUGACCAGGAGACGGCUGCUGAGAAGUGUGAGGAGGAGGAGGAUGGCUUCGACGGCUGCUCCGAGUACCUAUACA
Messenger RNA from Mizuhopecten yessoensis (Yesso scallop), 2201 nucleotides. RefSeq names its product apoptosis-stimulating of p53 protein 2-like. NCBI's taxonomy places the organism in Eukaryota, Metazoa, Mollusca, Bivalvia, Pectinida, Pectinidae. The transcript has 3 exons. Gene Ontology annotation, molecular function: p53 binding. Gene Ontology annotation, biological process: regulation of apoptotic process. The annotation marks the transcript as partial. The record is from RefSeq and is a predicted model, not a curated record. Gene Ontology annotation, cellular component: nucleus.